Molecule: messenger RNA, 1209 nt
Organism: Sinocyclocheilus grahami
Lineage: Eukaryota; Metazoa; Chordata; Actinopteri; Cypriniformes; Cyprinidae
Product: protein shisa-6 homolog
Exons: 5
Coding region: 388-1209 (273 amino acids)
Biological process (GO): regulation of short-term neuronal synaptic plasticity; regulation of AMPA receptor activity
Cellular component (GO): AMPA glutamate receptor complex; postsynaptic density; postsynaptic membrane
Source: RefSeq, a predicted model, not a curated record
GCUCUGUUCGGGAUACUGACUAUCACUUCACUUCACUUCACUUCACCAAGAGCCAGCACACCCGCCUGAAGCAGUGAAGUCAAGAGCAAGAUGGGAAGCGACAUGUAAAGGCUCUUUUGACAAGAGUUCGUCGGAAAUCCCAGCUGAGCCGAACACAAGCCGCGCUGGGGGCAGAAUAUUUGAGUUAAAUGAAUGGCGCCUUUCAUCAGCAUCUCCACAAGCAGCAGCUCCACAAGCAGCAUCUCCACAAGCAGCAGCUCCACAAGCAGCAUCUCCACAAGCAGCAGCUCAUCCACAGCGAUGCGGGACUCGCGAACAGCGGGGGAUCAGUGCGCCUGAAGCGGAUAUCACCGAGAGCUGUCCAGGGUCCUGAAGACGCGCCGCGCCAUGGGUAUACGACACUUUCUGCUGCUGCUCAUUUAUCUGGAUCCCCUCAACGUGUUUGGCACCCUGACUGCCAAACGAGCCAAACCUGCUCCCAAAAGGACUCCGAAGCCGAAGGAACUGAACGGCACCACCGUCGCGCCUUCCGCGUCCACGCAGCAGGUCACGCAGGUCCGUCCGGCGCUCACGCACGAGACCUGCCUGGGCUACUACGACGUGAGCGGCCAGUUCGACAAGGAGUUCGAGUGCAAUAACACCGACCACCGCUACUGCUGCGGCUCGUGCUACUUGCGAUUCUGUUGCCAGUUUAAAGGCAACCGGCUGAACCAGAGAACAUGCAAGAACUACCACAAGCCUGACUGGGUGAAAACUGUGCCCCCGUCUCCUGUUCCAACAGGUGACACUUACGAUCCGAGCAUGGACCAAACGAACACCGCGGUCUACAUUACCUGCGGUGUCAUUGCUUUUAUUAUAGUCCUUGGGGUUUCGACUAAAGUCGCAUAUGACAAAGCAACCCAACCACCUCAGGAAAUGAACAUUCACAGAGCCCUAGCAGAUAUUCUUAGACAACAAGGACCCAUUCCUAUAUCUCAGUACGACUGUGAGAACUUUGCGGCGAUGAACAGCUCAUCCAAAGACAACACUCCACAGUGCACGGGCUCCAAAAACCACUACACCCCAGUGCACAGCUCCAAAUCCAAUCACGGAGCACAUUACUCGAAGGAGAGCACUCGAGGCGGUGGCCAUGACCUUCACAACUUCAUCUCGUCUGGCUUUGUGACGCUUGGCCGGAGCCACGUAAAAGCUGGAAAUGACCUGCUUUGA